Uloborus diversus is the source of this 913-nucleotide messenger RNA. RefSeq names its product dehydrogenase/reductase SDR family member 7-like. The transcript is spliced from 7 exons. NCBI's taxonomy places the organism in Eukaryota, Metazoa, Arthropoda, Arachnida, Araneae, Uloboridae. The record is from RefSeq and is a predicted model, not a curated record. Gene Ontology annotation, molecular function: oxidoreductase activity. Bases 11 to 913 code for a protein of 300 amino acids.
AGGCUCGAACAUGUGGUUGCUGGCGUUGUUGUUCGCUUCGAUCGUCGUGUUGCUGGUUCUUUUUCUCAAGUAUGUGGAUUCGGAUCUCACACUUUUCUACUACGACUGGAAGGAUGAAGCCCCUGGUCUCCUGAGAAGGAAGGUCAUUUGGGUGACGGGAGCCUCUAGCGGCAUUGGCGAGCACUUGGCGUACGAAUUGGCGAGAUAUGGCGCUCGCCUCGUCCUCUCUGGUACCAACAAGGAAAGGCUGGACAACGUGAAAAACAAAUGCCUAGAAACAGGACGACUGACGGAAGAUGAUGUCCUUGUACUGCCCUUCAACAUGACGGACUUGGACGCUCACGAGGAUUGUCUCAAUCAAGUGAUCAAGAAAUUUCACAAACUGGACGUGUUGGUGAACAACGCCGGGCGCUCUCAGCGCGCCGCCUUCGAGGACAUCGCCAUCGCCGUGGACAAGGAGAUGUUCGAAGUGAACGUGUUCGCCCCCCUCCACCUCACCCGGAAGGUGCUCGGACACUUCCUCGAGAACGGAGGGGGACACUUCGCAGUCACCAGCAGCUGCGUUGGGAAAAUGGGUGCGGCAUCAUCGGCCUCCUACACAGCCUCCAAGCACGCGCUGCACGGCUACUUCGAGACCCUUCGAACGGAGAUGUGCAGAAAGAACAUUGACGUCACCGUUCUAUGUCCUGGACCUGUAUUUUCCAGAUUUCUGGAGAACGCAUUCACCGGAACCGCGGGACAGAAAUUCGGUCAACCCACCCUCCCCACGGACCGUCGGAUGCCCACGGAUCGGUGUGGGCGGUUGAUGGCAGUAGCCCUCGCCCACAAGUUGGACGAAGCCUGGAUCUGCAUCCAGCCCUGUCUCAUCUUCUACUACCUGGCCCAGUACACACCCACCUUCUUCAGGAAGUAA